Protopterus annectens (West African lungfish) is the source of this 2613-nucleotide messenger RNA. RefSeq names its product RING finger protein 207-like. The transcript has 6 exons. Gene Ontology annotation, cellular component: perinuclear region of cytoplasm. The record is from RefSeq and is a predicted model, not a curated record. Lineage: Eukaryota; Metazoa; Chordata; Ceratodontiformes; Protopteridae. Bases 1 to 789 code for a protein of 262 amino acids. Gene Ontology annotation, biological process: regulation of cardiac muscle contraction; regulation of heart looping. Gene Ontology annotation, molecular function: transmembrane transporter binding; Hsp70 protein binding.
AUGACGCUGGUAACGGUGGUGCAACGACCUGAGCAUGACUUGCCGGAUCCUGACCCCUUGCUUCUCAGUGUUCAGCCUAGUGAGUGGAGCAUUAGUAUGUGUACAAUGGAGUUCCCUAGGACUGCAGUCCUGGGUAAUGUAUUGGCUCGCCUUAUGGGCUUGGCCCUGCAGUUAGAAAUACAGUGUCUAAAAGACCAGGUUCAGGAGAUGCACAGAGAUCUCACUAAGCAUCAUUCACUCAUCAAGACAGACGGCAUGGGAGACAUUCUUCAGAAAUCGCUUGAAGUUGACAUCCAGAUUGCAUCAGAGUACUCAUCUGUAGAAAUGAUGAGGAGCAUGUUUGAAGAGAUCUGGGAGGACACUUAUCAGAGAGUUAGCAAUGAACAAGAGAUUUAUGAAGCACAACUACAUGACUUGAUGCAACUGAAACAAGAAAACAACUACCUGACAACCAUCACUAAGCAGAUUGCUCCUUACAUUCGAUCCAUUGCAAAGGUGAAAGAACGCUUGGAACCCAGAUUAAAAGAGCCUAAAGAAGUGAAGGAUGAUCGAACAGAAAGUAUGAUUAAAAUCUACGAUGAGAGUGGAGUAACAGUUGAGAUGCAGCACAGGAAUGAUCUAACCAGUAGCAGUGAUGACAACAGAGAGAAGAUCAGUGACACCAAACUGGACAACCGAACUCUAAAUAUUCUCUCCGAUGACCCUCUAAUAAAGACUAAGGAAUAUUACAAUAGGACAAAGCAGAAGAAUGUGAUAGAUAACCCUAGUCGGAAAGAGCUAGCUGUGUAAGGGAAAUUAACAAAGAUCACUUGUGUGGGUUUCCCUGAGUGAAAGACUCCUGCACUGCUAAAUCACUUUUGCAAGUGUUUUUGCAGUCCAUUCGUUCUGUUGUAAUAAGUUAGUUUCUAUAAACAUAAUUAUAGAAGCACAGCUGUGUCUUGUAAACCUGCAACAUGGAAUUUUCAAUGGACACAAAAUAAGAUGGUCAUUUUUGAGUAAUUUUCACUCAUGGAUUAAAAACAAACUCUCCAAGAUCAAAUGUGUCGAGCAUUUGAGUAACAGUAAAAUGAAGUGAAGACAUUUUUCAGAUUAUGCUUGUUUUGAAGCUGAGACAGAUCCAUGUACCUUGUAAAACAGGGAAUUAUUUGCACAAGCAGGUUAACUGGAGGUUGAAAUUUUGCAACUUGAAGAAUCACAAUGUUAUGAUUUGAGUGGCUGAGUUGUAUUUUUUUUUUUUUUUUUUUUUUACACAAAGCUUUGUAGAAGCACUGUAAACACAAUGCAGACAACCACCCAGUUAACUUUCCAGUGUUCAUCCAAAAGACAGGAACAGGAUUCUUGGUGAGACUGUUUUAGAAUGAUCCAUUCGGCUCAUCAUUUUGCAACACCCAUUAGCAUGACUGAUGUAUGGCUGUGUCUGUGCAAAUCAAGCAUGAUGGCCUCUUUUGCAUUUGUAUGGUUAAUUGUGUAAACAUUCAGUUCUACUGGUCAGGAGUAGCGUCAUUCCCAAAAGAAGUUCCUUCAUUUAUUCACUUUUAGAUGCAAUAUUCAUCUUUUUCUUUUUAUAGAUCUUCAUAAAACUGCCAUUUCUUUUACUGAAAUGGCUGGUAAAGUAAUCAAUUUCACUUAAUAUAGGACUUUUUUUUCCUAAAAAUUACUUCCUCACUUUUAUCUUCAGUCGUGUUCUCUGCAGUAUAAUACACAUAUUUCAGUAAGACUGUAGAAAAGUUGAAACGUUAUACUACUGAUAUAUUUACACAUUUUAGACAUCUUCCUUCUCCUUUCUGCUAAGGCAGUGCGUAUGAAUGUACUUUUACUUUCAGCACCUUGCCAUGUUUACUUUGGAUCACACUGGCUAACACCUUCUGGAAUGUAUUAAAAUGUCAUCUACACAGCAGUAUUAUCGAGUAUCAUGCAGCAGAAAUCACAACCCCACAAUAUAUAAAUACAAUAAACUAUCAGAUGCAAUACAUUGCUAUAUCCUCAAAUGUAUUUUACAAUGAACAGACAGCGCUCUAACAUGCAAAUAUGAUUUUGAUGGGAAUGGCAUGCAUUAUGUUAGUUUAUUUUCUGUACUUUUCACUGAGAGAACUAUAUGCUGUGAACAACUGUAUUUUCUGAGCCUUCUAAUGCCAAUUCCCCAUUCCGUGCUAUGAAGGUGGCUCUUACAAAACAUCCCUGUAGCAUCCUGAUUUGCAUGUACUUGCCACUGAUAUUCAUCAGGAAUUGUCCAUCACAGAAGUAUUCUACCCACAGCCCCUCUGGAAAAUACAGCUCUGACCCUUCAUAAAUUAUUUGCAGACCAACAGCCCACAUAUCAAGCAUGUUAAUGGAAAAUUGUUUUCAGAGCUAUACAAUUUGUUUUCAGUGUCUAUUGCAAAAUGUACUUUAUUCCACAGUAUAAGCAAGGAAAAUUGUACACAAAUGUGUUCAUCUGAUAUUGAUACUAAAAAUAUUGAUUUACUCCUUGUAUUAAUACCCAUGUUAGAAUUUUCAGUGACUACAGUAUUAUGUAACAGAAUGUUUUAUGUGCCAAACAGCAUUUAACAAUCAACAAACUGUAUCAAAUCAAAUAAAGACCAAUGUUUUAAAGCAAAGCUGGACUUAAAUCAG